AUGGUCAUCCUCUUGAUCGCCAUUAAGCACGCUACUCUUAGUUUCAACCAGCAUACGAAAACUUCUAUCACUACACCUUCACGUCCAGUCUGUACCAUGAUUCUCCAAGUAAAUCUUGGCUCCCCUCAGACUGUUGUAGGUGAAUCAGCACCUAUCGUAUCUGUCCAUGACCCCGAGCCACCUCGGUAUCAAGUCUUUCACAUAGAGCAUUCCCCAAACGUUCACAAGAUCUUUAUUCCAACUAGCUUCCCUCGACCAGCUGGCUACCUGUACUACGUCACAGACCUCCCUCUUCAAGACCAUCCACAAACCAUACUGCCUGUCACAGCCGACAUCCUCAAUUCCCCAGCACACAUGGGCGAUAUUCACCAGAGUCGAUUCGUUGGAUACAUCGCAUCUCAGGAUCUCGAUCGUAUGAGAGCCAUGAUCAAAGACCAUUCGAGGCCGCUCAGCCCUGUCAAUUAUGCCUCUCUCCCCGAUUAUGCAACCCAUUGUGAAGUUUGGGUGCGUGCCGUCGUUGAAAUGCUUCUUGAUGAUGGUAUUCUCGAAGCGCCUCCUCCAGAACCUGCGACUGCGGGCGUCGGAGUCGCCAAUCUAUCGAUCGGGGCCCUUGAGUUUGCAUGGCAAGAGAGAAUCUUUUGGGGUCUUCAAAGUGACAGGGCGCAUUAG
This is a messenger RNA of Fusarium venenatum, 669 nucleotides long. Lineage: Eukaryota; Fungi; Ascomycota; Sordariomycetes; Hypocreales; Nectriaceae. The record is from RefSeq and is a predicted model, not a curated record.